UGAUGCAGAGGAAAAACUGAAGACUGGAAUGAGAUUAUAAGAAUUUUUCCAGGUGAUUUUUGUCCGUUUCGGGGUGCGUUUAUCUGCCAUGGUGGACUCGGUGCCGGAGAUCCGGCCUCUGGAGCGCUACGAGCCGAACCGAGCCCGAACCGGCGCCAGUCUCCGCUGGAUCCUGAACAAAGCGUUCGGUUCCUCAGAUGAUGUUCCAGCAGAUCUGAGUGAAUGUGUACCUGGUGAUCAGGAUGGAGAUGCAGUGGGCGUGGCUCUGGAGGACCUCAUGCUGUCCUGUGAGCUGUACUCUCGUGCAUAUCCAGCUCUCCUGCAGCGACACACACACUCACAAACACACUCACAAACACACUCACACAGAGACCUGCUGCAGCUCCUCCAGCAACAUAACGUGACACCGACACACACUCACACACCAGUCACUGACACCGAGCUGACGAGCAAACCCAUCAACAUGGAAGCUCAUUUGGCCCUGAUAGAUUCCCUGAUGUCAUUGGCUACCAUGGAGACAGUAGGCAUGGUCAAGAUGGCCAAGGAGGCGGAGCAGUUUGGAGAUGGAGCCAUCUGGGAAAACUCCCUCCUGUUCUGGAUCAACAAGUUGAUUCAGAAGUUGAGAGAGGACACAGAGUCGGAAGACGGUAAGAAGAUGCAGCGCAGCGCAGACCUACAACCUGUUCAACCGUCUUGUCCAUCACGAUGGUACUGGAAGCUGGUUCCAAUCCGCUACAGAAAAGACAAGGUGCGGUCUAAACAGACUCCCACCUUCUCGGUUGUGUCUGGUGUGAAAGAUUUGUCCAACGGCUGUGCCAUCGCUGCCACCAUACACUUCUACUGCCCCCAGAUUUUGCCCUUAGAGGAGGUUUGUUUGAAGGACACCAUGUCAGUAGCAGACAGCUUGUAUAAUCUGCAGCUGAUCAGAGAGUUUUGCAAUGACCAUCUUCAAGGCUGCUGCCCCCUAGUGUUGGAGGACCUACUGUACGCCCCACCCAUAUUACGGGUAAAUAUCAUGUGCUUCCUGGCUGAGCUACUGGCUGUGUUUGAAGUGCAGAAGCCUGACAUCAUCAAGCCAGUGCACACCCUGGACCUGACAGAUGCCUCUGGUUUAGACUGCACCAGCCCUGUCAAUGGCAACAGCAGAUCACCGUUCCUGCUGAAGCAACCCCUCUUGUCAUUGUCAUCCCCUGUAUCUUCUGGUGGAGGAACAGAGGGCCGGGGCUGGAGUAAAAAACAGAUCAGUCGUCCUCUCUCUGCUGUGGCUUUUAGCAUUCCUUUUCCUCUGGACAGUGAUGUGGAUGUUGUCAUGGGUAAUCCUCUGUUCCGCUCAGUUAGCACUGACAGCCUCACCAUGACAACAAACCCUGCUUUGUACACUCCUCCUGAGGAUCUGAGUAAGUUGAUUGGUCAGGCUCCGCUGGGGGAAUUGCCCGCCAUUGAAGAGGCACUGCAAGUCAUUCACACAGUGCAGAAUGAACCACGACAGCGACCAGAGGGGGCACCAGCAGGUUUUUUCCUCCACUCCCCCGAUAAGGACAAGACCAGGCUGAGCAGCUCUGCUCCGUGCCGUUCUGGGAUGAUGUACAGACCAAUCGGUGGGGAAGGAAUUAGUGCCAGACGGCCAACAGGUUGUUCCAGAGAUUCUGACACAUCAGAAGAUGCUGGAACGCCAACCAAUGGACCAAGAGGAGGCCAAAUGACAAGUUUCGCUGAGCGCAGGAAAAGGCUUCCAGAGUCUCCAGGGACUUCCAGGGUUCUGGGAUCAGAGGAACCAUCAAGCCCAGGAAUGAUGAGUCCUGCUGGCACAGCAGAAGCUCAAGAGCUAGGGGCACAAUUGGAGGAAAAACGCAAAGCCAUUGAAGCACAGAAGAGACGGAUCGAGGCAAUCUUUACCAAGCAUAGACAGAGACUUGGCAAAAGCGCCUUCCUCCAACUGCAACGAGAACAAGGGGAAGGAGGAAACGGAGUCAAAGAGGAGGAGGAUUCACUUACUCUAGAUGAAAGGCUGACUCAAAUGGAGGAAGCACUACAGAAAGAAGAAGAGCAGGAGAAGGAGGAGGAGGAGAGGAAGAAAGAUGAGAAAAAAGAGGAGGAAAUGAAAAAGAAGGAUGGGGAACAAGAUGUCAAAUCUCUGCCCAAAUUGGAGAAGCAGGUGACAUUCUCAGUGGAGCCAAAGAAGUUGCCAGAGAAAGAACCACCACUGGUCGAAUACAAUGAGGCGGUGUCCAAACUAAACUCUGCCUUGCAGGCACUACAGAAGGACAUGCAGCGUCUCACAGAACAGCAGCAGAAGCUGAUGGGAAAGAAAACCUCCACACCGUCAUCAUCCAAAACCACAGCAUCUAAAACAACCCCAUCUCCAAGCAAAGCAUGGGUCAUACCAGCAAGUCCAAAAAUGUCAGCUACGCCCCCUCGUCUCUCACGUGAAUCCACCCGUGACCUUUCACCCUCAGGGUCACAAUCACGUCAAAGUGACCUUAAAUCACCCAAAACAUCCAAAACCUCCACUCGUAAGCUUUAUAACAACUCCCCCCCUCCUAAGAGCCCCAAACGGCAGCACUCCAGCCGUCCAUGUGACCUCAGUUUCCAACCCCUCACCCGAGUCCUGUCACCUCUUCAGAACGUCGACACGCUACCCCACCUUCGCCGUGUCUCCCCCAGUCAGUGUCAGGUGCAGACCAACUCCUCCCUUCGAAUUGGAGGCCCACGCACACCCCAGGAGCCUGAAACUCAACUCCAACCUCAAUCAGCCCAAGAAAGUGCAGAAUCUGAGUCUGGGUCCAGUGAUGAGCAGACUCCACUGUUCAGCUUAGAGCUGGAGCCCACUGAUCCUGCACCGCCUCCUGCUGUGGAGUGUGCUGUAAGCGUCUGUGGCGGCAGUAGCUCUGGAGCACCCUCCGAGUGCUCGUUUCUCAGUGACAUGCUCAUCAGCACCUCUCAGAGGCAGGAGGAGGGAGAGACUGAUCAGGACCAGCUUGACAUCUUCUCCUCUGACUCAAUGAGUGACCACAUGGAGACGGAGAGCAAAGCAGGGGUCAGCUUCUACUUUAAGGAGGUGGGUCUGUCAGAGGAAGAGAUGGCUCUGAAGAGAGCACUGCUGCUAGAGCGACAGCAGAGACGAGCAGACGAGAUCAAGAGACGGAGAGAGAGACAAGAGCAGGAGAACCCAAGCCAUCUGUCUUCCACAGACAGUCUUCUCCGUCCUGUGACUCCACCCCUUUCCCAGUCUUUGCCCACCACAUCUGGCCCUGUCUUGCCACCCCAGACUGCACACGCCCCUCGGACACCUCAGGCCACACCCCCUGGGACACCACAAAGGCGUGGUGGGUUCACAAAGGCAGAGUAUGAGCGAAGGCAGCAGCUGAAGAUAAUGGCCGACCUGGAAAGAGUGCUGAAGCAGAAACCGGCCCAUCGCAGCAACAAGAAACAACACGCCCACUCGCCACGCAAGGAGAAAAAAGCAGAACAGCAGAAACCUGUCCAGCCCAAUGGCCCCCUGCCUCCAGACAAACCCACCAGCACCUCUGACUCCAUCUCUAAACUGAUGUCACCUGGCUUCCUGUCCAAUCAGAAUGGAGAGGACUGGGAAAAUGGAUCUAAUGCUUCUUCUCCAGCGUCAGGGACUGAAUAUACUGGACCAAAAUUGUUCAAAGAGCCAAGUUUCAAAUCCAACAAGUUCAUCAUCCACAAUGCUCUCUCACGCUGCUGCCUCGCAGGAAAGGUCAAUGAGAGUCAGAAGAAGAAGAUUGUUGAGGAAAUGGAGAAAAGCUCAGCCAACCACUUCCUCAUCCUCCUUCGUGACUCCAACUGUCAGUUCCGUGCGAUCUACACACUAGAUGGCCAGUCGGAUGAGAUGCAAAGGCUGUGUGGUGUCGGCCCCCGAGCAAUUCCCUGCUCUUCAGUGGAGGCCAUUUACAAGUACAACUCUGACAGGAAGCAGUUCAGUGCGCUGCCGUCUCGCACUGUCAGCAUGAGUGUGGACGCCUUCACCAUUCCUGCCCACUUAUGGCAAACCAAGAAACAGAGCACACCCAAAAAAACAGCCACUCCUCAGUAGUGGCCUUUACUGCAGGAGACUGCUUGGUCUUGGAUGUACUGUUCUGGUUCUGCCAUUACUGGAUUGUUAAGGAGUACCAAUCUGUGUGACAAUUUAUCCCCAAAUGUUUGUGACUAACAAUGGACCAUGACCAGUAACCAACUGGAAUUUUGGCUACUGGAGCUUUUAUCAUCUCACAUGUUUGGGUGAAGAGUUUCCUGAACAUCAUCCAAACCAUAAAGUGGAAAAAAAAAACCUAAGAAAAUUUAUGAUGAGAUGAGAUUAUGGUAUUUCUUAUAAAAUAAAAAUCUUCCCUAAUUGCAUGUAAAUGAUUGGAGCAAAGCAUGAGCACGUAGAAAGCACCAGACUAGUUUAGAUUUUUUGAGACACUUUUUUGAGACGCUACGUUCACAUUACCAGGCUGAAUUGACUCAAAUCUGAUUUUUUGCCUUAAUGUGACACAGAUCUGAUGUUUCCAGGGCUGUGUCCUCCUCCUUCUCUUCCUCCUCCACCUCCUAAACCUCAUGCCAGCAUGGUGUUGAGCCCUCCAGUGCCACCAAACUCCGCCAUCUCUCACGGUCUUGGCUGAGUGCCGGGACAUUCUCCAGUCUCAAAUUAAUCUGCUGGAGGUCUUGACGAAUGAAAUUGUUCCAACGGGCGUGCGGUCGGCCAUGAGGGCAUCUCCAUCCCAUGGCUGGCAAAUCAAAUGUGUAAAUAGCUCUUGUGGGGUGGUCGUCUGUGCAGUGCAGGACGUGUCCGAGCCAAUGAACAUGGCGCUGUGUGAUGGUGUGGAGGAUAUUUAGUUGGUUAGUCCUCUGGUGGAGCUCCUCAUUGGAGACACAGUUGUACCAAUGCACCCCCUCAAUGCUCCUGAGGGCUGUGUGGACACAGAAAUCUGAUCUUUUCAAAUCAGAUUUGAGUCACUUUCGUAAGUGGUUCUAAAUUGGAUACGUAUUCAAUUUGUGGCCAUGUGACAUGAAUGAGAACGCUCAGAUCAGAAUUCAUGUGGCUUUUUGUCUAUACGCAUGUGCUGAGUUCCGUCUUCAGCAGCAGCACCAGCAACACAACAAUGGAGGAGAGACACAGGCUUCCCAACCUGAUCAUAUGCAGCUGAUGACCUGUUUGUCCUCCAGAACAAAAUGCAGUGCAUACAUUAGCUACUAUCGUGUCUGUUAAUUUGGUUUUAGUUCCACGAGUCUCUCACAAAUACAAUGUUAUUUGUUGUUGGUGACAAAUGACUUGUCGAAAAAUGUAUCGCUGUGUUCAUGUGUGUUGUUUCGGAGAACAGAUGUGUUCACAUUACAGUGAGAUCCAGAUCACAUGGAAUUAAGAACAUGAACUGUCAAGAUAGGCAAAUCCGAUCUGACCAAAAAGAUGGCUCAUCAGAACUGAACAAUGAGGCUUGUGAUGUGAACAUAGCUUAAUAAUAAUAAUAAUAAUAAUAAUAAUAAUAAUAAUAAUAAUAAUAAUAUUC
Molecule: messenger RNA, 5513 nt
Organism: Neoarius graeffei (lesser salmon catfish)
Lineage: Eukaryota; Metazoa; Chordata; Actinopteri; Siluriformes; Ariidae
Product: calmodulin-regulated spectrin-associated protein 3
Exons: 19
Coding region: 89-4060 (1323 amino acids)
Biological process (GO): neuron projection development; negative regulation of microtubule depolymerization; cytoplasmic microtubule organization
Cellular component (GO): microtubule minus-end
Molecular function (GO): microtubule minus-end binding; spectrin binding; calmodulin binding
Source: RefSeq, a predicted model, not a curated record